Messenger RNA from Mya arenaria, 3615 nucleotides. RefSeq lists its product as uncharacterized. The record is from RefSeq and is a predicted model, not a curated record. Gene Ontology annotation, molecular function: nucleic acid binding. The transcript has 2 exons. Lineage: Eukaryota; Metazoa; Mollusca; Bivalvia; Myida; Myidae. The coding region runs from base 1 to 3615 and encodes 1204 amino acids. Gene Ontology annotation, biological process: DNA integration.
AUGGGAAUGACACCAGUUGAAACGAUUUCAAAGAUGAAAACGAGCGACACUUCAAAGGAGUUUGACCUGGCAUUCAUCUACAAAUGGCACAAACGAUUUAAGAACGGCAGGAAAUCGAUUGAAGACAAUAAGAGAGAAGGUAGGCCUUCAAAAGUGAUUCCUACUGGUCGUGAAAAAGUGAGGAAUAUCAUCCGGGAAGACAGACGAAAAACAUUGAGAUUGAUCGCUGUAGUGGCCAAUCAGAGCCCACUAUUGGACUUAGCAUUGACUCCAAAAAAACGGAGGAAAGCGCUAUUACUUCACUAUGCCGGAGAUGAAGUAUUCGAAAUAUACGAAACAUUGAAUCUUGGAGACAGCGAUUCAAACUACGAUGACGUCAAGCAAGGGUUAACAGGCUAUUUCCAACCGAAGAAAAACAGAGAGUUCGAGCGGUUCGAAUUUAGGAACCUAAAACAACAUCACGCCGAAACAAUAGACCAAUUUGCAACUCGCCUCCGCCAAAAGGCAGAUAAUUGUGAAUUUUCGGACAAAGACGGUGAAGUAAGGAGCCAAAUCAUCCAAGGCUGCGUGUCAAAGAAACUACGACUUAAAUGUCUGGAAGAAGACAAGCCGCUUAAAGAUAUUUUAACAAUGGGAAGAACAAUGGAAAUUGCGGACAGACAAGCCAAAGCAAUGGAACCGCAACACAGCGAAGUAAACAAAAUUAAAGCCACACUGCAACACACAAAACCGCAACAUGCAAAUUAUAGCUAUCCACCCUCAGCACAAAGAAAACGUCAACAACAGUCACAAUCACAAACGUGCAGAAACUGUGGCGGCAUAUAUCCACAUCAAACCAAGUGCCCAGCUUACGGGGCAACAUGUACUUAUUGUCGUAAACCAAACCACUUUAUUGGCGUAUGCAGAAAACGAACGCGUAAGGCUCAGGUUCAUGGAAUUGACCAGGUGGAAAAUAAGGCACAUAAAGAACAUUCAAUGUCGGAUACAGACACAUUAUUUGGAGUCAACGUUUUGACAGAUAACAAAGUGCCAAAGAUAAUAUUAAGCAUAAAUGGUGUUCAAACGAAAACUCUAAUUGAUACCGGAAGUUCAAUAAACAUAAUCAGCCAAGAUGUUGUUAACAAAAUGAAACCAAUGCCAAUGCUGAAGGAAACAAACAUAGAAGUGUUCGCAUUUGCACAAAAUAAACCGUUAACUAUAAAAGGCAAAUAUACAUUUACAGUGGAAACUAAAUCAAAAGUGACAGCAGCAGAAUUUCACGUUGUUCAGGGAUCAUCAGUGACAUUAAUCAGUUACCAGACAUCUGUUGAACUCGGUAUUGUGCCAGUAAUAAACUCAGUGAACAAUAACAAAUACGAGGAAUUAUGUGACAAAUAUCAGUCCGUGUUCACUGGAAUAGGCAAAUUAAAAGACAAACAAAUCAAGUUCCAUGUUGACGAAAACGUCGUGCCUAUAGCACAACCAGCUAGAAGAAUUCCAUUCCACGUGCGAGAAAAAGUGGAACAGGAAAUAAUACGACUAGAACAGCAAGAUGUCAUUGAAAAGGUGGACGGGCCGACACCUUGGGUUUCGAACAUUGUUGUAGCAUCAAAGCCAAACGCUCCAGACCAAAUAAGGCUUUGUGUAGAUAUGAGAAAAGCAAAUCAAGCAUUGAAACGCGAGCGUCAUGUAGUGCCUACAACUGAUGACAUAAUCCUGGAAUUAAACGGAUCAAAGGUGUUCUCCAAAGUGGAUUUUAAUAAAGGAUUUCACCAGCUUGAGCUGUCCGAGGAGUCACGCAACAUGACAGUGUUUGCAUCACAUGUCGGAUUAUACAGGUACAAACGACUGAAUUUCGGUGUAAGCGUAGCGCCAGAAAUAUUCCAGAAUGAAAUACGACAAGUGCUUACAGGUCUCGAGGGAACAUUGAACAUAUCGGAUGACAUUAUAAUACACGCACCAAACCGUGACGAACAUGAUCGGAGACUCGUAGCCGUACUGCAACGAAUGCAAGACAAAAAUCUCACACUCAACAAGCAGAAGUGCGAAUUUGGUAAAACCUCUGUCAAAUUCUAUGGCUUUGUUUUUUCGGACAAAGGCAUAAGUCCCGAUCCGGCCAAAAUCACAGCAGUUCAAAAUAUAGCCGAGCCGAAGACUACAGGUGAAUUAAGGUCAUUCUUAGGUAUGACCAAUUACCUCUCAAAGUUCAUUGACAAGUACUCUACAAUUACGGCACCCCUGCGCGAUUUAUUGAACGAUAGCAGCGAUUUUAAAUGGACAAAUCAGCAGCAGACUGCUUUCGACCAGCUGAAACAAGCGCUAUGCAGCGAUACAGUGAUGAGCUAUUUUGACCCGAAAAAACACACAGAACUCUGGGUAGAUGCAAGCCCCGAGGGAAUAUCAGGGAUAUUAAUACAAGAAAACAAAGUUAUUGCAUAUGGAAGCCGGUCAUUGACGCCAGUGGAAAAGCGUUACAGCCAAACAGAACGAGAAAUGCUUGCAUGUGUUUGGGGCUGCAAACAUUUUCACAUUUACUUGUAUGGAAAGGCAUUCCAGCUAGUAACCGACUGCAGACCCCUGCUCUCAAUAUGCACAAACUCUAAACAAAUACAGUCAGCUAGACUUGAACGAUGGCGAUUGAGACUUACCACCUACAAUUUUACAGUCAAGCACAUGCCUGGAAAUAAAAUGAUAGCAGAUUACUGUUCCCGACAUCCAAUAAAUAAUUACUCACACGAAAACAUAGCCGAGGAAUAUGUGAAUUUUAUUGCCAAUGCCGCAGUGCCCAAGUUAUUAAAUCUCCAAGACGUGUCAAGUGCCACAGCCAAAGAUUGUGUGUUGACAUGCAUAAUGUCCGCGCUUCAAAACAACACGUGGAUUAAACAAACAUGCGCCGGUGAUGGCAGCUAUAACUGUUAUCAGCAGCUUGCAGACGAACUGACCGUCCUGUCAACUGAGCAUGGAAACGUUCUCCUACGAGGAAUCAGGCUGUGUAUCCCAAACAGCCUGCAAUCAAAAGUAAUUAGCCUAGCACAUGAAGGUCACCAAGGGAAAAACAGAACAAAAGCGCUCUUACGAGAAACCUGCUGGUUCCCCUAUCUGGACAAAUUAGUCGACGAACAAUGCAGAAAUUGCAUACCAUGCAUGUCCGCAUCACCACAAACGACAGUAGAACCGAUCAAGCCAAGCCCAUUACCAAAGAAACCGUGGGAUGAAGUGUCAGUUGAUUUUUGUGGGCCGUUUCCCACAGGAGAAUAUUUUAUGGUAGUUAUCUGUGACUACAGUAGAUACCCAUUAGUUGAAAAGUUAACAAGCCUGACUGCACAAAAUGUCAUAUCGCACCUUGAAAGAAUUUUUGGAAUGUUCUCAAUUCCAAGUGUGGUAAAAUCCGACAACGGAGCGCCGUUCAAUAGCCAUGAAUUUACGCAAUUUGCAAACAGUAUCGGGUUCAAACACCGGAAGGUAACCCCACUAGCCCCACAAGCCAACGGAUUGGUAGAAGCAUUUAUGAAGCCACUAGUAAAAACAAUGAAAACUGCGACAGCGUCUGGAAAGAACUUUAAAUCUGAACUUACUAUUUUUUCUAAUGAAUUACAGAUCAACCCCACAUCCAAGCACAGGACUUUCGCCAUUUGA